Messenger RNA from Elgaria multicarinata webbii, 1862 nucleotides. RefSeq names its product polypeptide N-acetylgalactosaminyltransferase 12 (gene GALNT12). Gene Ontology annotation, molecular function: polypeptide N-acetylgalactosaminyltransferase activity. The record is from RefSeq and is a predicted model, not a curated record. Bases 1 to 1755 code for a protein of 584 amino acids. NCBI's taxonomy places the organism in Eukaryota, Metazoa, Chordata, Lepidosauria, Squamata, Anguidae. Gene Ontology annotation, cellular component: Golgi apparatus. Gene Ontology annotation, biological process: protein O-linked glycosylation. The transcript is spliced from 10 exons.
AUGCGGCGGGGCUGGCGAGUGAGGCUCCCCCGAGGAGGAGGGGCAGCGGCCCUCUUGGUGGGGCUCGGGGCGCUGGGCUUGCUGUUGCUGUGGCAACGCGGCCCGCCGGACUCCGAGCCCGGCCAAGGAGUGGGAGCGGAGCUGCCUUCGCUGCCCCCCGAACUAGCCCAGCGGCAGCUCCGCAGACCCGUCUAUGACAAGCCGCCCUUGGGCAGGGAGACGGAGCUGGGCGAACUGGGCCGGCCCGCGCGGCUGGAGUUGAGCAAGGCCGAGCAACGCCGCCAAGAGGAGAGCAUCCGGCUGCACCAGAUCAACAUCUACCUGAGCGACCGCAUCUCUCUCCACCGCCGGCUGCCCGAGCGUCGCCACCCGCAAUGUAGAGAGAAGAAAUAUGAUUAUUACAACUUGCCAAAGACUUCGGUUGUAAUAGCUUUUUAUAAUGAGGCAUGGUCAACGCUUCUGAGAACAGUUCAUAGCGUUCUUGAAACAUCUCCUGACAUUCUUUUAGAAGAAGUCAUCCUCGUUGAUGAUUACAGUGAUAAAGAACACUUAAAGGAGGCUUUGGAAAACCAUGUGGCUAACUUGCGCAAGGUACGACUCAUCAGAGCAAAUAAGAGAGAAGGCCUGGUCCGAGCAAGACUGCUGGGAGCUUCUAUUGCAAAAGGAGAUGUUCUUACAUUUCUUGAUUGCCACUGUGAGUGUCAUGAAGAAUGGCUUGAACCAUUAUUGGAAAGAAUUAAAGAAGAACCAUCAGCUGUUGUCUGUCCUGUUAUCGAUGUGAUUGACUGGAACACUUUUGAAUAUAUGGGAAAUGCUGGAGAACCACAGAUUGGCGGUUUUGACUGGAGACUGGUCUUCACUUGGCACUUGGUGCCAGAGAGGGAGCAACAACGGAGGAGAUCCAAGACUGAUGUCAUCAGGUCUCCAACUAUGGCUGGUGGACUCUUUGCUGUCAGCAAGAAUUACUUUAGCUAUCUUGGUUCUUAUGAUACGGGAAUGGAAGUCUGGGGAGGGGAAAACCUUGAAUUUUCAUUUCGGAUUUGGCAGUGUGGAGGAAGUCUUGAGAUCCAUCCUUGUUCUCAUGUAGGACACAUAUUCCCGAAGCAAGCUCCCUACUCAAGAGCAAAGGCUUUGGCUAACUCUGUCCGUGCUGCAGAAGUGUGGAUGGAUUCAUACAAAGAGCUGUAUUACCACAGAAAUCCACAUGCACGCAUGGAGCCUUAUGGAGAUGUGACAGAAAGAAGGCUGCUUCGAGAGAAACUGAAAUGCAAGGAUUUCAAAUGGUACUUGGAGAAUAUUUACCCAGAACUCCAUGUCCCAGAGGAUAGGCCUGGUUUCUUUGGGAUGGUGAAGAACAGAGGGAUGGCAGAUUAUUGCUUUGAUUACAAUCCUCUCAGUGAGCAUGAAAUAACAGGACACACAGUCAUAUUAUAUCCAUGUCACGGCAUGGGACAAAAUCAGUUCUUUGAAUAUACCUCCCACAAUGAAAUACGUUACAAUGCACGGCAUCCUGAAAUUUGUGCAGCCGUUGAUCCAGGAACUGAUUAUGUGACAAUGUACUUUUGUCGAGACAAUAUCCAGGACAUACCAGAAAAUCAGAAAUUUAUUCUUAGAGAGGAUGAAACUUUAGUUCAUCUGCAGACACAGAAGUGCCUACAAGCUGAAUCUAAUGCCUACAAUGGCAAUCCAGCACCUUUAUUACGACCAUGUUCCAAUUCAGAAUACCAGAAAUGGUUUAUCAAAGAAAGGAGUUGAUAGAAAUCCCAUUUUGUAGCUGAUCAAGAUAGUCUUUGGAACUGAAGCAAGAAAAUCUCCAACAAUUUUUUUAUAUGCAAAAGAUCUAUAUUUCUUCUCCACCUUUU